Molecule: messenger RNA, 3191 nt
Organism: Dendronephthya gigantea
Lineage: Eukaryota; Metazoa; Cnidaria; Anthozoa; Malacalcyonacea; Nephtheidae
Exons: 2
Coding region: 237-2192 (651 amino acids)
Source: RefSeq, a predicted model, not a curated record
AUUUUCAUAUGUUCAGGCAAAAUACAAGUACAAAAGUUUGUAAUGUUAUGACCUGCUGGACGGUAAUUAACUACGACUGAAAAGCCUAUUGUGUGGUAAAUAUCGAGUAUAUUUAUUGCCAGUAUUCCUACUGGGUCAAGAAAUUGUUGAUUCAUAAAUGGUGUACACUGAUUUAUAGUAUGCUGUAAUGAUGCUUUCUUUACUAAAAUUGUUAUAAUGUAGACAAAUUUUAUAUUAUGAUGAACAAUAGAGACGAAACUGUACACAUCAUAUGUUCUUGUAAACUCAAAACUGACAAAAAGUAUAAGGAACAAAUAUUGAAGGAAGUGGCAGCUGCUGUAUGUGCUAUGCUCAACAGCAAUGGCGGGAAAGUCAAGUUAUAUUACGAUUCCAAGUGCAACCCAACCAAAUUAUUAUCAUCGUUGACUAGUCGAAUGCUUGAGCAAUAUAUGAUAUCAAUUAUUGGACCUCGCCUGACAGUUUCGAAAAUAGAUAUCGAAGAGGUGAAAGAAAGCCUCGUUAUUGUUGUUGAAAAAGCCGAUUCUUUAAUAACAACCAGUUAUAACCUUUACUCACCCGGUCAAACACAAGUUGUCCAGUUAGAUCCCCGGGAACCAGAAAAUGUCGUAAAGGAUAUCAUGGACAGAAGAGUCGUUCCAGAACCUGUGGAACUUGGCUCACAUCAGAAAAUUUUUCGUCGAGGUCAAGAUUCCUAUCUCAGGGAAAGCAAAAUGUGUCAGUUUAAGCAACUUAAAGCAGAUCAAUCCAAACGCACGACGUUAGCAGAUCGUAUGACUGGUAAAAGCAAUAAAUUCAGCUGUUAUGUUUCGGCAUAUGCCAACUACAGGGGAGGACACAUCUACUUUGGUAUCACAGUGGAUAAAUUUGUUGAAGGAGAAGUUAUUGUGAAUGAAGAAGAUAAACAAGAAAUUAUAAAGAAAGUUGAAAAAACCAUCAACAAGAUGAUCUGGCCUGAGCAUAUUGGUCAGCCAAAACGAGGAGAACACUGGGAUAUAUUUUUCGAAUCAGUGUUAGAUGAGAACUCUACAACAAUCCCUUCCACCUUUGUGAUCGUCAUUUACAUUGCUUCCUGUUUGGGUGGUGUUUUUACGGAAGAACCAGAAUGUUAUGAAAUGGUGGAUGGGAAAGUUAAGAGGAUGACGUUCAUUGCUUGGAAGAAAAGAAAAUAUGACGAAUUACUUCCUUCAAGAGGCAUCAUUUCUUAUGUUAAACGUAUCACGUGGAGCUCAAAUAGAAUUCGGGAAAUUUACACUUCUGCAGAUCAACUAUUAACACAAAAGCUUAAUAACGGAGAAUCCAUUCAGGAAAUCUGCAAGUCUCUUAAAUCAACAUAUCCUGAUCUGAAUGAAGUGAGGUUAUUGAUUUUGUCGAAGAAAGUGAUGGCGUCAUAUCGAUCAUUUUGCUUCAGAAAAGCGGAAGGGUCAAUACAGGAGUACAAAGCUGUUCUCGUGAGAACAAAAGAUUCCGCAAUUUUUGACGCGAUACUUGCUUACAUAAGUGUUGCUUUAUAUCGCGCCAGAGGAGUGAGGGAAUUUCCAAUAGAAAUAUUAAUCUCUGACGCUUUAUCCAAAGCAGAGAUGAUCGAACCAGGUCUUAUCUCUGCUGCAAUAUAUUUACUUGUUGCUACAAUAAGAGGUGUUUUGUUAUCAAAAGAUGAGCAAGUCAGUAAAAUAGCAGGUUACAUCGUAACAAUUCUUGCAACACGAGCUUUAGAACAUUUACAGUACGUCCAUGAUUCUCCUAUGGCUCGAGCAAACAUGGAACAAAAAGCUCACAUUACCUUAGCAUUACAUCACCUGGGUUAUAAUGCAUAUGGAAUGCAAACUAGAAAGACAAUCGAUAGCAAGGACGUAGACAAAGCAAAAUCCAGCCUUGUGAAAGUAGAUAAAUUAAUCUUCGAGGGAAAAUCUGUUAAUAAUUAUCGCAAUAUACAUUUUAAUCUGGCGAAGGCACAUCUUCUAUAUCGACAAUUUGAAGUCAAUCCUGAUAAAUCGUUGCUGCAAAAUGCUUUUCAAUUUUCAAAACAAGCAGAAAACCUUGCAACUGAAUGUAAUUUCCAGGAAAUGCUUCAAUAUGCUAGAGCCUGCACGGCGUUUUGCACUGAGAGCUUGAUCCGUUUUGAACUAAAGUCAAGGGGACAAACUAGAGACAAUGGCACUAAGGAAACGUAAGAGAAGCAACCGUAAAAUUAAACCUUGUCCUUGUUGCCAUCUCUUGAGUUCCCCCAACAACAGUGCCCAAACAUGCAUGAAGACACACUCGUAACUGGUUAGAUGGGCAUAAAAGGCUUCCUGUUUUGGAGCGUCACUGCCUACACAGAAGAACAUGCAGUAUCUGCAUGUUGUAGAUAUUGUUUCUCACAGACACAAGCUGAUCAGGACGAGCCUUCUCAUUGCAUGAAUUUCCAUUGUUUUUUAGGUAAACAUGAUAGAUUAAGACAACAUUAGGCGCAAGGUGCAUGCACUUUUCACACAGUGUUUUCUCAGCUAUAACUUUUGACCCUGGUACUGAAAAGUUAGCUUUUUAGUUAUUAAGAAUUGUUUAACACAUUGCAUUGCGUAAGAUUUGAAAUGUGUGGUAUAUGUAGUUCGGUGGUUGCUCAGAAAAACAUCGAUAGAAUAACCUUCUAAAAUGUCUGUUAAAGGAUCAUCAUAGGAUUUUGGACAUUAGCCGCUUGACAUUUUUGAGAAUCGGAAUCACCGAGCAUCGCAUUUUUUUGAAGACGAGCUAUUUAAAGACGUUGACUAUGCCGCAAUUGCAAACUGUAAAAAUGUUUUGUAUAUUUCUCUUUACAUCAGAAAUAUUAUAGUUGUUACCAUAAGGCCUAGUUUCCAUUCAGUCGUUAGCUGUCGUUACAUGUCUUUCCGUGUCUUUGGAAUAAUCGUGAAAGACCGAUAACAAAUUAUGGGAAGAAUCAUGUCGUUUCCUGUCUUUUUAUGUCGUUGAGAUAGGAUUUGUUCUAUCCGAGCGACACUGUCUGUUUCUCUCAGUCGUUAUCGGUCUUAGUCACGAUUAUUCCGAAGACACGGAACGACAUGUAACGAAAGCUAACGACUGAAUGGAAACUAGGCAUUAUUAACUAUUCUUUGCAACAUUCAUACUUAGAGACUGAGAGAGAGGCAGAAGCAGAGAGGCAGUACAACAGACAUGACUGUAAAGUCAUUCUGAAU